Magallana angulata is the source of this 615-nucleotide messenger RNA. RefSeq lists its product as uncharacterized. The annotation marks the transcript as partial. NCBI's taxonomy places the organism in Eukaryota, Metazoa, Mollusca, Bivalvia, Ostreida, Ostreidae. The transcript has a single exon. The record is from RefSeq and is a predicted model, not a curated record.
AUGACUACUACCACAACCCCAGAAAGUACAACAGCUUCUACAAGCACCACCACGCCUUCAACGACAACCACCACUCAGGUUCCAUCUACAACAACUGAAAGUAGCACAACAUCAACAAGUACACAACCCCGAACGAGUACAAGCACCACAACUGUGGCCACCACUACCUCAACAACGGAAACGACUACAACUACAACAAGUACUCCAGAGACGACUUCGACAAGUACGUCUACAACCACAGCUUUGCCAACGAGCACAAGCACAACUGAAGCCCCAACUACUUCAUCAACAACACUAAGCAGCACUGCAAGUACAAGUACGGAGAGUAGCAGCACUUCUACUAGUACUCCAUCCAGUACAACAACUGAGGCUCCUUCUACCACAACCGAACAAAUGACUACUACCACAACCCCAGAAAGUACAACAGCUUCUACAAGCACCACCACGCCUUCAACGACAACCACCACUCAGGUUCCAUCUACAACAACUGAAAGUAGCACAACAUCAACAAGUACACAACCCCCAACGAGUACAAGCACCACAACUGAGGCCACCACUACCUCAACAACGGAAACGACUACAACUACAACAAGUACUCCAGAGACGACUUCGACA